AUGGAGCUGGGCUUGAUUAAGCCGCUAUCACCUUCCGAAACGAAACGUUUGCGACCACUGAAAAGAGGGAAAACAAAAUGUUAUGAAAAAGCUUUGAAAAUACUAAUUAGUAAUUAUUCUACUCAUCCAAAGCUGGUUAUUUGUGCAACAAGACCAAAACGAACAAUUAUCGAGUAUUUUUCAAAGGACAAUUGCAUGUCAUUAAAAUUAAAGAACAAGAAGAAAUUUUCAUCCAGCGGAAAGCAAAACAAAAGAAAACGAUUCACUCAUGACCUUCAAUUUAAUCAUUCAAACGCGUUAAAUUUAGUCGCAAUUUCAAUGCUUGGUGAAAAACAGACGAGAGAGACAGAAAAAAGAACAAAAAAUAAUUGA
Clunio marinus is the source of this 372-nucleotide messenger RNA. The record is from the annotation of a GenBank genome assembly. NCBI's taxonomy places the organism in Eukaryota, Metazoa, Arthropoda, Insecta, Diptera, Chironomidae.